This is a messenger RNA of Meloidogyne enterolobii, 1262 nucleotides long. The record is from the annotation of a GenBank genome assembly. Lineage: Eukaryota; Metazoa; Nematoda; Chromadorea; Rhabditida; Meloidogynidae.
UUCAAAAAACUAAAAUUAUGGCAAGUCCACGUACUAGACGAAUAUUAAAAGACCUUAGACCUGUUGAUGAGAAUAACUUUUGUUUUGAAUGUCAAGCAUUAAAUCCACAAUGGGCUAGUGUUACUUAUGGCAUUUGGAUUUGUUUGGAAUGUUCUGGGAAGCAUAGAGGGCUAGGUGUACAUAUCAGUUUUGUUCGUUCCCUAACGAUGGACAAAUGGAAAGAUAGCGAAUUAGAAAAAAUGAAGGUUGGAGGAAAUGUAAAGGCUAGGGAAUUUUUGGAAUCCCAACCUGAUUUCAAGCCGGAAUGGACUAUAAUCGAAAAAUAUAAUUCCAAAGCUGCCGCUCUGCUGAGAGAUAAGGUCAGUACCGAAUCUGAAGGCAAAGUGUGGUCCUAUGAAACGUCUCCAGCUCGUAAUUAUCAACCUAUUAAAAGUGAAAUGACUAAACCUUUGAGCAGUGGACGUGUGGAGAGUUUACAUAGCGAUGACUUUGAGGGAUUUCAAAAUUCUGGGCAAAGUAAUUCUCGUUAUUCCGGCUUUGGCAAUCCCCAAUUUCAACAAAAAAUGAGUUUUGACUCCAAUUCUCAAUCUGAAAUGUUAACGGGUGCUUUGAAUUCCCUUUCAAUGGGUUGGAAUUUGUUAAGUAAAGGAGCAACUUCAGCUGCUGGAAUGGCUAAGGAUUUGACUUCUCAAACGGGUACAAAAGCUGUUGAGUUGAGUGAAACUGUUGCGAGCAAGAUUGGAGAAGGAAAAUUGCUUGGAGGUUUUGGCAAUUUAUUAAAUUCUGCAACAGAAUUUGGUCAAAAAUCGUUUAGUGGAAUUAAUCAAUUUGUAAAAUCAACAAGUUUGCAUGGUUUUAGUGGUGGACAAUUUAAAGAUCAAUAUGACGACUUAUCUGACUUGAAAAAUACGAGCCAAGUUAAUGAGGGUGAAAAUUUGGAAGAUGAAAAAUAUAAGAAAAUGUAUCGACAACAAAAAAUUGGGGAAGAAAUUAAUAAACUCACUUCAGGAAUUCCAUCAUCUAAAUAUUCUUCAAAUUCUGCAAAAAGUGGAUUAAACAAUAUAGUUGAAAAUGAGAAUGAAUUGGGUGUACCAGAUAAUUUGUAUCAAUCAAGUAGUUCAUCUCCUUCAUUAAUUUCUCUUGAAAAAUCGGGUGAAAAAAUUAUUAAAAAACAACAAGGAUUGAAUAAACAAGUUGCUGGAGAAAAGAAAAAGACGAUGACAAAACCAAAAGAUGAUCCUUGGGAUAUUUUAAAUAGUUGA